CUGGUUUUUGAACUGGCGCUCCCCUUAAAAUUUGAACCACUACAAUUGUUAUUGCUUAAGUUCGUCAUACGCUGCAAUAAAUUUUGCUCUGCAGUUUGAUUGGACGUUAUGGCGAAGGUCAAUAUAUGCAAUGUAGAAGUCUUGCAAAAUCCAGCUUCAUUUUUUGAUCCUUUCAAGUUUAAAAUAACAUUUGAAUGUCACGAGCCACUUGAUGACGAUUUGGAAUGGAGGUUGGUGUACGUUAGUAGUGCGUACAACUCAUCUUUGGAUCAGACAUUGGAUUCGAUUCUAGUUGGUCCGAUUCCAGUUGGUCGGCAUCAGUUUUCCUUCGAAGCUAGUGCUCCUGAUCCUAGCUUGAUUCCCGAUGAAGAUGUUGUUGGUGUAACCGUUGUGCUUAUACAAGCUUUGUAUAGGGACAAAGAAUUCAUACGUGUUGGUUAUUAUGUUAAUAAUGAGUAUAGAAGUGAAGCUCUUCGUCUUGAACCUCCAGCAGAACCUUUACUUUACGAACUUGAACGACACAUCAUAGCUUCGGACCCACGGGUUACUCGCUUUCCAAUUGAUUGGGGUGAUGGCUUGCUGGAUGGUUGUCGGGAACCAGAACAGCCUGCUGAGGAUAACGAGGAGUCUACAUCACAAGAUAACGAAGAGUCUGUCCAACAAGAUAAUGAGGAGUCUGUGCAACAAGUUAAUGAAGGGUCGGGCACAGAAGAUAAUGAGAUGUUUGCCCUAGAAGAUAAUGAGGAGUCUGUGCAACAAGUUAAUGAGGGGUCGAGCACAGAAGAUAAUGAGAUGUUUGCCCUAGAAGAUAAUGAGGAGUCUGUGCAACAAGUUAAUGAGGGGUCGAGCACAGAAGAUAAUGAGAUGUUUGCCCUAGAAGAUAAUGAGGAGUCUGUGCAACAAGUUAAUGAGGGGUCGAGCACAGAAAAUAAUGAGAUGUUUGUCCUACAAGAUAAUGAGGAGUUUGUGCAAGGAGUUAAUGUAGGGUCUGUCCUACAAGAUAAUGAGGAGUCUGUGCAACAAGUUAAUGAGCGGUCGAGCACAGAUAAUGAUGAGAUGUUUGUCCUACAAAAUAAUGAGGAGUCUGUGCAAGGAGUUAAUGUAGGGUCUGUCCUACAAGAUAAUGAGGAGUCUGUGCAACAAGUUAAUGAGCGAUCGAGCACAGAAAAUAAUGAGCUGUUUGUCCUACAAAAUAAUGAGGAGUCUGUGCAAGGAGUUAAUGUAGGGUCUGUCCUACAAGAUAAUGAGGAGUCUGUGCAACAAGUUAAUGAGCGAUCGAGCACAGAAAAUAAUGAGCUGUUUGUCCUACAAAAUAAUGAGGAGUCUGUGCAACAAGUUAAUAAGGGAUCUGUCCUACAAGAUAAUGAGGAGCAAGUGGAAAAUAUUUCUCAAAUUGGUCAAUUGCACGAGGGUCGAAAGGAUAAGUUAGGUUCAUCCAGUCUUGGUGAAGGACAAACUGGUGUGCACUUCACAGAGAAUGCAUCAUGUAUCCCGCUGCAUGCCGUACAAUCUUCAGUCAUUUCUUUUGAUAAUUUCUAAGUUUCUUGUAAAACUUACUACACAGCUUGCAUUUGUGAAACUAAACACUUAUGUGUUCAGUGUUAUUAAUAUUGGUAACUGCUUAUUAUCAUAGAUACUUCAUUUUUCUCUUAUUAUACAUACAAGAUAUAACCAUUCAUAUUUUUGUAAUUGUGUUUAAUCAUCUAGAAUAAAUUUCCAUUCCCAU
Trichobilharzia szidati is the source of this 1726-nucleotide messenger RNA. The record is from the annotation of a GenBank genome assembly. NCBI's taxonomy places the organism in Eukaryota, Metazoa, Platyhelminthes, Trematoda, Strigeidida, Schistosomatidae.